AUGCUGCCUAGCCAGGCUGACGUCCGACAGAGCGUGGAACCGGAAUACCCUCCACCAGAUUGGACCCGGGAUUCAACUCCGGCGUAUGAGGAUCGCUCAUUGACGCCGUCGCCAUUCUCAAACCACGGCGAUGUGGAAAUGCGCGACGCCUCUGGGAGCACGAUUGUUCCGUCAACCCUAGGCCGGGAUGUAGCUGUUACUGCACCGGACUUGGAACCCGAUGAGCAUCGAUCCCGGUCUCCAGAGAGGCCACUCCCUCCACCAGUCCCCGAAUCGCCGAUCAAGCAGCCGAAACGAGGCGACAGGCGGAAAUCAGGUGUGCAGGGCUCAAAGGUCAAGAAGCGCUCAACGACUGGCACGAAGACAAAACCGAAGAGUCGCAACGUAACGCAAAAGCCAACUCAGUCGGUCGGCAAACUUGUCGAGCAGGCAAAGAAGGGAAACCAGGAUGCCGGACAAGAAGAAGGUAGUUUGGAUUCGGACAAACCAAUCAAGCCUGCGCCCAAAGCUGGUGGAAAGGUGGCCGAAGCGGUAAGAAAUAUCGAGCGACAGGUUCUGCAGCAAGAACAAGAUCUGAAGCAAAAGGACGGCAGCCAGGUGAGGAGAAGUGCGAGGGCGAACAAAGGAGUGAGGACAUCUCUCGGCUAUGGGAGCCCAAAGUAG
Cladophialophora yegresii CBS 114405 is the source of this 663-nucleotide messenger RNA. RefSeq lists its product as uncharacterized. The record is from RefSeq and is a predicted model, not a curated record. The transcript has a single exon. The coding region runs from base 1 to 663 and encodes 220 amino acids. Lineage: Eukaryota; Fungi; Ascomycota; Eurotiomycetes; Chaetothyriales; Herpotrichiellaceae.